AUAGAUUUUGCGAAGCAGGAAUACACAGUAGGCUACUCAAGAUCCUCAAGACGAUCGGGCUUCGGUUGUAGUGACGUCAUAUUCGGAAAGGCUCGGAAGUUGUCGCGAAGUUAUAUUACGCUCCCAGAAUUCCUCAAUAGUACAUGUCCGCCAUAAGUGCUGGUGGCUGUACGUUGGUUGCGGAGCUGUUUAGUCCGAGACCCAGUACGGCCUCAUGCAGCACUCUCCUUCGGAGAUCAAGGAAAAGUUACUAAAGGCACUCGACAAGGAAUACAAUGUUGUGGACAUGGCUGCAGUGGUUGAGAUCAUUGCCAUCUUGGAAAGAAGUGUCAUCACAAAGGAAGCACUUGAGACUACUCGUCUGGGAAAAUAUGUCAAUGAGCUCCGUCGCAAGACAUCAAAUGAACUUCUUGCAAGACGAGCAAAGGAUCUGGUACGAAGAUGGCGUGUCAUGAUUCAGGAGAACAACACGGCUGGGAGUUCCACCAUGUGUCCUCACAUUCCCACAGCAAUGCAUCAUACAAAUGGGACAAAUCUCUUGUUGCAUCAAGUAAGUCCAGGGCUCCGUUCAAAUGCGAGUCCUAUUCUCCCCCAGUUUGGCAGUGCUACAGGUCGGUGUUACUCACCUACGUUUGCUUCAGGUGGGGAUGCAGCAAAUAAUUUUAUACCAGGUUAUUCCCACUCUCCAGUGAAGUCUUUUCAUACAGGUGAUUCAUGUUUGAGUUCCAGUCUCCAUUUCAAUGAGUCUUCCUCCAUAUCAAAUUCAAGUACCAGUCCAAAAUCACAUCCACUAGCCCCUCAAGUGAAACUUCGUAGUGGUUCAUCAAAUGCUGAUCUGGGACACCAGUUUCAUCCUAGCAUCUUAGUAAAUAUGGACUCUGUACCCAAGACACAUGCAUCAAAUAAGAGACUCAGGAAAGAUUCUCCAUCUCCAGAGGACAUCUCAACUAAAAAAGUCACUCGCCCAAAUGGUCAAGUGGUAAAGGGGUAUGAUUUUAUGAAGGCAUGUAUGCCAGCACAGCCUGAUAUCCAUGGUGAUGGUAGUCGAGACAGCAUAAGUGGUUUGAGCCAGGGCUCCAGUAGCUGUGAGGUAAUUCCACCACCACACAACAAAGUGCCUAUAGUGGAUUUGAUGUUUGAGAUGACCCCUGCUGCUGUGACGACAACCGUAACAACAGCUACUACCACAACUGUGGCUACUAUGGUUACAUCUUCAACAACAUCUGCUCCAGAUCCCUUCACUCGGCCUAGUAUUUGUUCUACUUUUAUUGUUACUGACACUACAACUUCUGCACACAAUACUACAACUAACACCGCAGCUCCUUCUACAGCUUUGAUUGGUACUACUACAGUUACUACAACUGUUUGUUCAACUACUAUUACUGGUACUGUGAUUGGCUCCAAUGCCACUCCUAUUCCUCCCAAAACACGUCGGAAAAAACCCACAAAGUUGAGGCGUUUGUCUGCUAGUGCUUCUGUAACGCAGGCCACAUCUGUGGGUGAUAUUCUGAAGGAGAAAAUAGCAUCCAAAGCACGGACACCUAAAGUGAAAACAACACAGGAAUUAGUUGCUAGUGUACAAGCCAAGACUGGUGGUGCUAGUGGAAACCUUCCUGAAGAUAAAUUAUAUAAUGUAAAUGUACCUUCAUUUGAAAAUAAACCUAGUCUUGCAAAGUGCAUUCUUAUGAGUCGGGGAACGCCCACGGAUGCCUUAGAAAUAUCAAGGAACAAAACUGAACAUAUUGCAAAGUUCCUUCAGUCACAGUCAGACUUUCAUCCCAUGCAGGAAGAUCCUUCUAUUUUAUCUCUUGAAGAACUUGAAGAAUUGAGGUUACAGAAACAUUUGGGGUCUCUUCCUGGCAGUAGUGGUGGGGACAAUUACAAUUCAUCUCCAGCCGAAGUGUCUUCAUUAUCAAAACUGUCAAAGGACAUUCUCCGGCAAUCCUCAUCUUCUAAAGACUCGCAGAGUGCCAGUGCUGUAGUGAUGAACAUUCAGGAUCGAACUGUUGAAGAUAUUCUUGCCAAGCUUCCUCCCAUUGAUGUAGAUGCAAUAUGUUGGGAUGAGUCUAUGACUGGAGGUUCAGAUCUUGAAGGUCCUGUUGUGAAAGAAGUUACAGAAGAAAUUAUCGGAAAGUUGCGCACUGAGCAUAUAGAAAGUCUGAAUGGCAAUGUGAAUGAAGCUGCAAGUUAUGAAGACAGUGAUAAUUUCUGUGAAUGGCAUGAAAUGGUGUCAAAGAAGUCUUAUCAGGGAGAAUUUUUACAUAUAUUGCCUUAUGUUGUAAUAGAUUGACAGUGUAUGGGGGUAUAACGUAAUUCUGAGGAUUGUGCCAACCGUGUAAGGAUACAAAUCUGAGGCAUAUUUAUGUGAUUUUGGGAUAAAGAGUGGUUGUGAAGUUUGAGUGGAUGCAACACUAACUCAGACAGCUAAUGUAAUGAUGCACCAUCUUUUGAGUAUUUAAGUACUGUUACGUGAUUUACCUUCCUUUAGUUAAGUCACCAUUUGAAAAUUGUGACCCUUCAGCCUAUUGUUAAAUUAUAUGUAUAUUUUACUGCAUCCUGUAUGAUAUGUUUACUUUUUAUUGUAUAGCUAAAUUGACUCCAACAUUUUCUCUUCUCCACGUUACUGCAAUUAAUUACUUUCUCUGUUUUAAUUUGACAUUCAUGUUAAUUACAUACUGAAUAUAUUGGUCUGUUUUUUCUACAGUAAUUUCUGGGAAAUAAUUCCUUUCUCAGCGCACUUCAGCAGAUUAUGUGUGUAAUGUCUCAGUUCAGUGAACAGUUUGUUUCAAAUGUAUUCCUAGUUUCAAAUAUAUAUAUUUUUUUGGUUAUUUAUUUUAUGUAACUUCUUUUUUUAAUAUUUAUACAUAUCUCUUAAUUGUUUGAAACUGCAGCUGUGGUCUUAUAUAGUUUUGUACAGGCACAGGACUGUAAACUGAACAAAAUAAGUCUGUUAAUAUUAUACUGUGUUAUAUUUUAUGAAGUUUCAUUCCCAAGGUUUGUAAUAUGUAUAAAUAUUAAGUAAUUUUGUUACUAGAAAAUGAUGAUUAAACUAUGUUAACUCCAUAUGAUGAGGUAAUCAGUUGUACUUGAAAGGUCACUUGUAUUGUUUCAGUUUAUUUGCAAGUCAUGGAAUACAGAGAGAACUCAGA
Messenger RNA from Cryptotermes secundus, 3149 nucleotides. RefSeq names its product mucin-5AC. Gene Ontology annotation, biological process: regulation of transcription by RNA polymerase II; positive regulation of gene expression. Gene Ontology annotation, molecular function: transcription coregulator activity. The transcript has 3 exons. Gene Ontology annotation, cellular component: mediator complex; core mediator complex; nucleus. NCBI's taxonomy places the organism in Eukaryota, Metazoa, Arthropoda, Insecta, Blattodea, Kalotermitidae. The record is from RefSeq and is a predicted model, not a curated record. The coding region runs from base 215 to 2290 and encodes 691 amino acids.